Aspergillus mulundensis is the source of this 507-nucleotide messenger RNA. RefSeq lists its product as uncharacterized. The coding region runs from base 1 to 507 and encodes 168 amino acids. The transcript has a single exon. The record is from RefSeq and is a predicted model, not a curated record. NCBI's taxonomy places the organism in Eukaryota, Fungi, Ascomycota, Eurotiomycetes, Eurotiales, Aspergillaceae.
AUGACCAAGAAGGAGGCGGAGGAGUUCGACGAUAUGUCAACGCGUGAAUCCGCCUCUGAGUCUCCAGGAUCCAGCUCAGAUACAAGCUCGGUGCUCAGUUCAGCGGAUGGUGAUCAGGAACCGGCGAGCUCGUUGGCUACUGCCCCAGAAGGGGAAUCUGCGCGUUCAGUCGAACCGUACACCGCAUUAUCCCGCGAUCUCGGCUCCAUCCGGUCGGCUCUGCAAGAAUGUAUCAAGUUUAUGAAACAGUUAGAAGGAGGAAACCGUACCCGAAAACGCCAGAAACGUCAGCAUGAUGGGACGAUCAAGGACCUUGAGCUUGAUGACGGUUUAGCGGACUGCGAGCGCGAGCUGGAAGAGGCUCAGCGCCUGCUUGGCAGGGUGGAGGGGAACCUAAGGCUGAGGGCGGACCUCCGGGAGUCCAACGCAGAGAGGGAUCGGCUGAGGGGUGAAAAUGAGGCUCUACGGGCGAAAGUACGGUCAUCACAGACGGAGAUGCCCGUAUAG